CAGAAGUCUUCCUUGCAACCAAUUUCUGGCAAACCUCCAAAUCAGCGACAAAGAUCUGCGAUGCUUUCAUCGAACUAUCUCGCCGUGCUGAAAAAAGAGGCAAGAAAGCAGUCGUGAAGAUGAUGUACGAUAGGGCAAACUUGAAGAUGAUUACUGAGAGCCACGUAUACGUUCCCGAAAAGGAGUGGCUUAGUGAGGAAGUUCAAUUACCCAAACAAAGUGAUAUGCCCUGGGUCGACUUCCAGCUCGUCAACUUUCACCAACCUGUAUUUGGAACGUUCCAUAGCAAGUUUAUGGUAGUCGAUCGCAAAGUUGGCCUGCUUUGCUCGAAUAAUAUCCAAGACAGACCAAAUUAUGAAAUGAUGGUUCAUCUCGAGGGCCCCAUCGUCGAUAGCAUGUACGACGUGGCUUUGUUAAGCUGGUUCAAGGCAAUGACUCCGCCGCUCCCCCUGCUACCCACCCCUAAUUGGAAACCAGAAGAAGGCUAUAAGUUCGGGAUAGAUAAUCCCUAUUCGACUACCCAUAAUCUGGACGGGAGCAAGGGUGCCGAGUUAUUUGCACAGUUAGAGCGUGAAGCGGGGCGCGAAUUCUCGUUGUCUGCUGAUGACAAUAAACCGUUCAUCUCUGGAACUUACCAGUCCAUCACAGAACAUCUUAACGCGGGUGACCAACCUGAUACGACAGCGACGAUAGAUUACGUCGCUCCUGCGUCUCCAGAUGAUGAAUAUACACCACAUAUAUUCCAUGCACCCCACGGAGAAUGUCCAAUGGCUCUUGUUAACCGUGCUCCUAAUGGAAAACCAGGUAACCCUGCGAGUGGGCUACACAACGGACAAGACACAGCAUGGCUGGCGGCACUGAAGUAUGCACAGCAUCGCGUUUUUAUCCAGACACCAACUUUCAACGCGGUACCUGUUGUAGAAGGUGUCUUGGAGGCGGUGCGCCGCGGGAUAGAGUGUGUGCUGUAUGUCGAUGUUGGGUUCAACGACGGAGGUGAAGCUUUGCCUGGUCAAGGCGGCAUAAAUGAGGAAGUGGUGAAGCGAAUGUAUGCUGAGCUGAAGGAUGAAGAGAAGAAAUUCUUGAAAUUCUAUUGGUAUACCGGAAAGGAUCAGGUCAAGCCUCUGAACGCGCAUGUCCAGAAGCGUAACUGCCAUGUGAAGGUAAUGGUAGUCGAUGACUCAGUCGGAAUCGCGGGCAAUGGAAACCAGGACACACAGUCUUGGUACCACAGCCAAGAAGUCAAUGUCAUGAUAGACAAUCCGGAAAUAUGCAAAGACUGGUUAAAUGCGAUUAGAAGAAAUGAGAAUACUCACCUACAUCAACUCGACACAGACGGCAUAUAUCGCGACAAGGAUGGGAAUGAGUUAACAGACUCGACAGGUGUGGGAAGCGGGUUCAAGGGCGUGAUCAAGGGUAUACAAGGUAGUAUAGCGAGGGCACGUGGUACAGGUGGAUUUUAAUGGUUACAGGAACGUUUUCAGGUACAAGCCUCCCAUUCAGAAAACGGACAGGCAAAAGAGCAAGCAUAAGCACGAUUGUACUGUAUCGUACUGUAUCAAGCUGGUUGUGAGGAUGUUAUCCACUCUUGACUGACAGAUGCUACUUCUCUUAAGGAACGACUAAACCAACUGCCCUACCAAGUAACCAACUUACAUCUGCAUUCGUUUCUGUCACAACAGUUCUAUCUCCAAAUAUUAUAGCAUAUUACAUUCUACCUUUGCCUCUACGACAUCACGACAUACUCGGACUACGUCUUGGUCCUAAAGCUUUCCCUCUACUGAUGUAGGUGAGUCUGGCUCAUGAACUGAGUCUUUGUCAGAUCUGCGCGGCGAAUCCGGUCCUGAACCCGAGUUGUCAUCGACUUGUUCCUCAAUCUCAGCUGUCGAUGACUUCUCCGUUAAAUCCAGCGAUUUCUCGAUACCACUAGUUAUCUUCUCCAAUUCCUUAUCCACUGUUUUCUUCCUGGACUUGUCUAGGGGAACGACAUCCUCUUCCCAAUCUAUACAGUCAGCCGUUGCCUCCCACACGUCAUCCAGUUCCUUCUCCCAGCCCAGUUCUCGACAAAGCUCUUUCACUAGGUCGUCGCACUUCCCAAGGCAAACCACAUCAUCCGGUCUGCCAAAUUUUCCGACCUUGUCCAUAUUAAGGAGUAAUCUAGGACAAUCCGGCGGCACCAGGUCAACGAGUGCGGCAAACGGAUAC
This is a messenger RNA of Serpula lacrymans var. lacrymans S7.9, 2202 nucleotides long. RefSeq lists its product as uncharacterized. Lineage: Eukaryota; Fungi; Basidiomycota; Agaricomycetes; Boletales; Serpulaceae. Gene Ontology annotation, molecular function: catalytic activity. The transcript has 5 exons. The record is from RefSeq and is a predicted model, not a curated record. The coding region runs from base 120 to 1460 and encodes 446 amino acids.